This is a messenger RNA of Tuber aestivum (summer truffle), 551 nucleotides long. The record is from the annotation of a GenBank genome assembly. NCBI's taxonomy places the organism in Eukaryota, Fungi, Ascomycota, Pezizomycetes, Pezizales, Tuberaceae.
GGGCACGAGGAAGUCGUGACGCUGCUUCUCGAGAGGAAUGCCUUUGCCACUGACAAUCCUGAUCAGGCCCAGUUCACGCCGCUGGGGUGGGCUGCUACCAACGGACAUAAGGGGGUGGUGGCGCGGCUUCCUAAAGCGGAAGGUAUCAACCGUGGAAGUCGGGAUGCAUGCGGAUGGACCCGCUUGCCGGGGCUGCACACAAUGGGCCCGAGGGGGUGGUAAGGAUACUGGUGGAAGGGAAAGGCGCCAACCCCGCAGGGCACGACAUGCAUGGCCGGAUACCGAUCAUCCUGGCCACCCUGAUGGGACAGGAGGGGGUGGUGUGGAUACUGAUUGAGCGGGAGGGUGUCGAUCUCAGCCGGAGUGGCAUCUGCAGCGACACGCCACCCCAGUUCGCUGCGAGAAUGUGGCACGAGGGUGUUGUGCAGGUCCUGCUGGAGCGCGAGAACGUCAGGCCUGAUAUUUCCGCCACCUUGUCGUGGACUCCAUUAAUGUGGGCGGUACGCAAUGGACAUGUAAGGGGGGUGGGGAAACUGCUCGGCGAGAAAGAU